AGGUGUGUGUGUGUGUGCAUGUAUAUGUACGUGCGUGUGCGUGUGUGUGUGUGUGUGUGUGUGUGUCGGGGGGAGGAGGGUUGUGUGCCCCGCCUCUCUCGGACACGUUGCCUAGGGAGAGGCUGCACGCGCUGGAUGGGACUCCUGCCUUCCUGCGUCUGCUGCGUUCACGGUCUCACUCCAUCUUCAUCUUCAUCUUCAUCCUCUUCAUCUUCACCUUCUUCUUCAUCAUCUUCAUCAGUGGGCUCGGUCCAUCAGCGCGUCCGCGCCUCGCCGCAUGUCUUCACGUCCCGGAGCCGCACGGGAAACACGCGCUUCACUUCUGGUCCGUGAUGCUCUCCGCUGGCUGAGAGUUGAGCUCCAACAUGUCGACCUCAGACUCCGAUGACUCCAUCGACUGGCUCGCCAGCGACGAAGACGAAGACCCAAAGAGCUCAAGUCCUCAUCGCGCGGAGGAGUCGCCUCUUCCACCUUCAUCAUCAUCAUCAUCAUCAUCACCAUCAUCAUCCUUAUCCUCCUCAAGGGAAUCUCCUACAAGCUGCUUCCACUCCCAGAGGAAGAAGAAGAAGAAGAGGAGGAGGAGGAGCGACUCCUUAGAUGGAGGCCGCCGUGGGGUCGAUGCCGACUCUCCCGCCGCCUCGCCGUCCUCGCCGGUCGCUCCGCUUCAGGGAUUCACUUCGCCGAGCGAGCGUCUCUCCGCGGCGUCGAAGCGCCGGUCGAGCGGGAAGAGACGAGGCGGAGAAGAGACGGCGCCGGACGCCGAAGAGGAACUCUUCUCCCAGAAGAGCGGUGACCUGCAGCUCUACCUCCAGCCUCUGUCGUCCAUCCUGAGGGCCCUGAGGUCUGGAAGGUACUCUGACCGUCUCAGCAGUUUCCAGGAGAGCGUUGCAGUGGACCGGAUCCAGAGAAUAAUGGGGGUCCUUGAGAACCCCCUCACGAGCGGACGCUUCCUCGGCACCAUCCUGAAAAUAGAAGCGAUGCUUCAGAGCUGGUUCCCUCACAUCGGACCCGACCGCGGCGCUAAGAAGCAAAAGCGUCAUGGCGGUGCCUCCUCCUCUCCGCCUCCAUCCUCCGGGCGGCUCCACCCGUCGCCCGUCCGCACCCUGAAGACCCCCGAACCGACCCAGGACAGCGCCGUCUCCUCCAGCACCGACCCGGGGCCGCCGCCGCCGGGCCGCCGCCUCGGCUUCAAGCUCCGCUCGCCGUGUCUGGAGCGACUCCUCCAGGCGAAGGGGAGCGUCGUGGCUCCCCGGACUGAGCUGACCCGGGGUCCGAUCCGAGCGAGACCGGCUCUCACGGAAGAAACUACAAGGCCUUAAAAAAAAAAAAAAA
Messenger RNA from Cyclopterus lumpus (lumpfish), 1332 nucleotides. RefSeq names its product circadian-associated transcriptional repressor-like. The record is from RefSeq and is a predicted model, not a curated record. The coding region runs from base 366 to 1319 and encodes 317 amino acids. Gene Ontology annotation, biological process: circadian regulation of gene expression; negative regulation of DNA-templated transcription. Lineage: Eukaryota; Metazoa; Chordata; Actinopteri; Perciformes; Cyclopteridae. Gene Ontology annotation, molecular function: RNA polymerase II cis-regulatory region sequence-specific DNA binding. The transcript is spliced from 6 exons. Gene Ontology annotation, cellular component: nucleus.